This is a messenger RNA of Vollenhovia emeryi, 1785 nucleotides long. RefSeq lists its product as uncharacterized. The transcript has 2 exons. Gene Ontology annotation, molecular function: nucleic acid binding. Lineage: Eukaryota; Metazoa; Arthropoda; Insecta; Hymenoptera; Formicidae. The record is from RefSeq and is a predicted model, not a curated record. Bases 1 to 1785 code for a protein of 594 amino acids.
AUGGCAGGACCGAAACUGCAACUAGACAUUGCUGCGAUAAUUUUACGCUGGUGUCUGUUCCUUUACGUGUGCAUGGCAGACAUCGCGAAAAUGUUCCAGCAAAUACUCGUGCAUCCAGACGACGUAGAUUUUCAACGCAUCCUUUGGCGCCCUCCCGAAAGUCUGCUGAUUCGUCUUUAUCGCCUACUCACCGUGACCUACGGCCAAAAACCCUCUCCGUUUCUCGCACAGCGCUCCCUUCUGCAAUUAGCUCGCGACGAAGGUAAAGAUUUUCCCGAAGCGGUUUCGAUAAUCGAAGAAUCGACCUAUGUCGAUGAUAUUAUUUUUGGAGCAGACUACCUUCCGUCUCUGCUCGACAAACGCAAGCAACUCGUCGGUUUAAUGAAUCGCGGAUGUUUUCCUCUCCGAAAAUGGGCCGCGAAUUCAGCCGAACUUUUGAUGGAUAUCCCGGAGGAUCAACGCGGAUCCUCGGAUUAUCCCAUCAAUCGCGAUGACACGCUCAAAGUUCUCGGACUUUCUUGGUCUCCGCGUGAUGACUCGUUUCGUUUUGUGAUUUCGCCGUACGCCGUGACCGCUCAUACCAAGCGUUCCGUUCUAUCAUUUAUCGCGAAGCUGUAUGACCCUCUCGGCUGGGCGUCACCGAUCGUCAUCGCGGCCAAGAUGUUAAUGCAAGAGCUCUGGCUCCGUAAAAUUGAUUGGGACUCGCCAGUCCCCGACGAUCUUCUGCCGCAGUGGAUCAACUAUUUUUCAGAUUUGCCUAACAUUAGUGAAAUCUGCAUUCCCCGAUGGACAGGGAUGCGUCAAGAUAAACUCGCAGUCGAAUUACACGGAUUCGCGGACGCGUCCAUUGGAGCCUACGCCGCCGUGAACCUCAUCGCGGCCAAAACGAAGGUCGCGCCAUUAAAAACCGUCAGCGUUCCACGACUUGAACUCAACGCCGUCGUUCUACUGACUCGUCUGCUCGAGUGGGUACGAGAUUCUACGCGCUUAAAUCGAGCUCCCUUAUUUGGAUGGACCGAAUCUCAAAUCGCGUUGGCAUGGAUUCAGCAGCAUCCAUCCAAAUGGAACGCUUACGUCGCGAAUCGCGUUUCCGAGGUGCAGACGCGCCUUCCCUCAGUCCGUUGGCAGCACGUUCGUUCUCACGACAAUCCUGCCGACUGCGCUUCUCGCGGUUCUACCGCCUCCGAUCUCGUUCACCACCAAUUAUGGUGGUCCGGCCCUCCGUGGCUCAAAAAUUCGCCGGCCUCAUGGCCGAUUCUCCCGAUGCCUGAUGCAGUUGACAUUCUGCAAACGGUAUCGUCAGAAGCUCGUAAAGCUACCGUGCAUCUCGUCGAUCCAACUCCGGAGGGGGAUCUGUUCACCUCCUACUCGAGCUGGAUCCGACUUCUUCGUGUUACGGCAUACGUUCGUCGAUACGUUCAAAACUUAAAAAAUAAAGCCGCCUCGUUAGCAAUCGUUACGACGCCCCUGACCGCGUCUGAAAUUCACGACGCUGCAGUCUUUUGUCUUCGAUCGGUUCAAGCGACUUGUUUUCCUAACGAAUGGACGGCGCUGAAUGCUCAUAACGCCGUAUCACGUACGAGCUCUUUACGCUCUCUUAAUCCCUUUAUCGGGAAAGAUCAAUUAAUCCGGCUGGGCGGGCGGCUCGCAAACUCUGCUUUGCGCUACAAUGAGCGACACCCAGUCAUUCUUCCCAGACAUCAUAUUUCUGAGCUUCUGAUCGAUCAACAGUGUUGCCAGGUGCCUGAAAAAUUGGACAGUAGAUGGCACGCCAAAAAGCGGUAG